GAGAGCUCACUUGUGUUUGUCUUGUUGGGACCGGCCCGUCGGUUAGAGCGGAACCGGAUUCAGCCUGCUGGGAGCUCGCGGACCUGCGGGCCCCGCCCCGGCCCGGCCUGGCAGCAGAGACAGCGGGGCAGGCUGGCCGUGCUGUGCGGGCAUGUGUCGGUAGCCACAUCAGAGGGGAAUGUUACGGUGGACAGUGCACCUGGAGGGCGGGCCCCGCAGGGUGAAUCAUGCAGCAGUGUCUGUGGGGCACCGGGUGUAUUCGUUUGGAGGAUACUGCUCUGGAGAAGACUAUGAGACAUUACGCCAGAUUGAUGUACAUGUCUUCAAUGCAGUGUCUCUUCGUUGGACAAAGCUGCCCCCAAUGCGGUCCAGUGGACAAGCUGGGGAAGUGCCCUACAUGCGUUAUGGACAUUCAGCCGUCCUCAUUGAUGACACUGUCUACCUGUGGGGUGGACGCAAUGACACAGAAGGAGCCUGCAAUGUGCUCUAUGGCUUUGAUAUCAACACCCACAAGUGGUUCACACCCAAGGUUUCUGGAACAGUGCCGGGGGCUCGAGAUGGACAUUCAGCCUGUGUCCUGGGCAAGAACAUGUAUGUCUUCGGGGGUUAUGAGCAACUGGCUGACUGUUUUUCCAAUGAUAUCCAUAAGCUGGAUACCAACAGCAUGACAUGGACCCUCAUUUCUGCAAAGGGCACUCCUGCACGAUGGCGGGACUUUCACUCAGCCACAAUGUUAGGCAACCGCAUGUAUGUUUUUGGGGGUCGAGCUGACCGAUUUGGACCUUUUCACUCCAAUAAUGAGAUCUAUUGUAACCGAAUACGUAUCUUUGACACGAGGGCUGAGGCCUGGUUGGAGUGUCCACCUACCCCACUGUUGCCUGAGGGCCGAAGAAGCCACUCUGCUUUUGGGUAUAAUGGGGAGCUGUACAUAUUUGGCGGCUACAAUGCAAGGUUGAAUCGGCAUUUUCAUGAUCUCUGGAAGUUCAACCCAGUGUCCUUUUCUUGGAAGAAGAUUGAGCCUAAGGGAAAGGGGCCAUGCCCCCGCCGGCGCCAGUGCUGUUGCAUCGUGGGAGACAAGAUUGUCCUCUUUGGAGGCACUAGUCCUUCUCCUGAAGAAGGCCUAGGAGAUGAGUUUGAUCUCAUGGACCACUCCGACCUACACAUUCUAGACUUUAAUCUGGCCGCCAUGUCCUUUGAGGAGCUCUUGGAGCUUCAGCGCCGGGUGGGGACCAAACAGUACCGGCAGCUGACGGGGCAGGUGACGGAGACUCGAUCUGAGGAUCAGUCGCGGAGGGCAGCCCCCACUCGUGAUCACGGGGCCGCAGAGAAGCAAAGGCCUCUGGAAAUGUCUUCGAAGAUUCGAGUGCCGUUUUUGCGGCAGGUCGUUCCUGUCAGAAAGAAGGUGGCCCGGGACCCUCGAUUUGAUGACUUGUCAGAGUACAAUCCUGAAGUGUUUGAGAAGACAUACAGAUUUUUGAAUGAGUAUCGUGCAAAGGAAAAGGAGCUGGUGGCAAAGCAUCUAAAGAAGAGCAAGCCAGGAGAAGAACAGGAAAAGCUGAAGCAACUGCUCCAUAGAAUGGAUCAGCAGGAGGCUGCUCAACAGGAGCAGCAGCGGCAGCAAGAGCAGCGCCUGGCCCUGAAACGGGAACAGAGAGCCCAGGCCCAGCAGGGCCAUAGGCCUUACUUUUUGAAGAAAUCUGAACAGAGGCAGCUGGCACUGGCUGAAAAAUACAAGAAGCUAAAGCGAAGCCAGAAGUUGGAGAGUUUCUUGAGCAGAAAGAGGCGCCGAAAUGCUGGAAAAGACCGAAGAUGGCUUCCCCUGGGCAAGGACUAAAUAAAGGGGCGGGGCUGGUCCUUUCCUGCCCCUUUCCAGCUUGGCCCCUUCCUCACUAGGCAAUGCCUGUGAAGACAGUCUUGGAAUGAACUUAGUGCUUUGUGGUUCUGCUUUUCUACCCUUGGUUGAGUUCUGUAAGCCCUGGGGCAUCAGGAUCUGGGGUUUUGUGGCAGUGGAUAGAUCUGGUCAGCCAAAGUGCUGCUGCUGUCUAGCUGGGGUUUUGGUUAAUCAUUGAGGCAAAAGGAAGAAAAUAUUAAAGACUGAUAGGCUUAGUCUGGCUCCAUAUAGAUUCCUCAGAUCAAACUCGGUUCCCUCUCUUUCCUCAGGGAAGGAAGUACCUUUUCAGGGGGCAACUUUAAUGCAGAAGGAAGAAGUGUGAGGGGUUAUCAGUGAAUAACCUGGAGGCCAGGGUUAAGAGAAGGCUUAGGAAUUCUGUACUUGAUGCUAGAAUACUGUAAACACUUCCAUAAACACUUGAUGAUGA
Molecule: messenger RNA, 2318 nt
Organism: Antechinus flavipes (yellow-footed antechinus)
Lineage: Eukaryota; Metazoa; Chordata; Mammalia; Dasyuromorphia; Dasyuridae
Gene: KLHDC3
Product: kelch domain containing 3
Cellular component (GO): cytoplasm
Molecular function (GO): chromatin binding; protein binding
Source: RefSeq, a predicted model, not a curated record